AUGUCAUCAAUUUCGAUGGAUGCACCAACUCUUCAAGCAACCAGAAAUAAUAUGAGAAAUUUUAUCAAUUUUGUGCAUAUGCAUGAGUUUCUUUUGAAACAAUAUGGUGCAAUCAAAAUCGUUCCACCCUCUGAAUUCCAAGAAGUUUUCAAAAAAAAUCGAAUCAAAUGUAUUUUACCUUCAACAAUUCAACAAAUCACUCAACCAAAUCGGAAUAAUAUGAUAUAUUCUGUCGAUACAGUGCCCUGUAUUAAUGAAAACAAAUUAAAGCAAUUAUUACCUUUAAACGAAACUACUUUCUGGUUAUCAUUAUCUCAGUCCUCUAAUAAACAACAAAUAUCAAGUGUAUCAAUUCUUUCUAAUAUGAGUUUUUUUCUAAAACGAGUUUCUCGAACCGAUUUCGAUAUUCAUCGAUUACCUCAACGAUCACUUCUUGCAUUAUGUGACAGUAAAUGUCUUCGCCAAUUCGUACCAUCUUUGAUUCGAGCACAUGGACCUGGUGCAAUUCAUCCACUAGCUUCUGCUCAUCAACGCCUUUUCUCAUUUGAUUAUCAUCAUGGGGGUGGUCUUCGUUACUGGUACAUUGUGCCAGCUAGUGAACGAGGAGCUCUUGAACAUAUGUUUCAACAAGAAGCAAUUUCACUUUGUCUUGAACACGGACAGGUAUUAAUUGAUCCACUUACGUUUGAUAAAUAUAGAAUUCGUUACCAUCGACUUGUUCAACAUCCGAAUGAAAUUGUUGUUCUAGCGGCUGGAGCUCUGUCUCAGAGUUUCACUGAAGAUGCAACAUGGAGUGAAACCAUUGAUUUCGCUCUACCUAGUUGGCUCGAUGAUGGACAUGCAAGCGCUCAAAUAUCAUGUGCAUGCAAACUACCCAUAACUUCAUUAUCAAAAGUAAUUGAUAUUAAUUCAUUCCGUCCUGAACUCAUACAAUGCUAUAUUAACACCUAUCUUAAUAUUAUUAUAGAUAGUAAAUCUUUAUCUAAUACAAGUAAUCAAAAUUCGGAAACGAAUAAAAUAUCAAUUUUAUCCAGUACUUCUUUAACAUCUUUGGAUAGAUCAUCAAGUCAAUCAGUGAUAUCUUCUAUUGGUAGUAAUUUAUUUGAAGAUGAAGGUAUCGACAAUUGCCAUUAUUUAAAUCAAUUAAAAAUGCAAGAAGAAAAUAAUGUUUUGGAAAUACCAGAUGAAUUCGCACAUUGUACAACAUCAUAUUCACUUCAAACUUCGAGUAAAUCCACUGAUGAUUUUUAUGAAAUCUUUUCAUCACAAGAUUCCUACGAACGAACGAUGAUAGAAAGUAUUGAUGAUCCUUGCACUUUGUCUUUUGAAGAAAUUAUGGACUUAUUAUCCACUCCUCCAAUUCCUGUUAAAUCGAUAGAAUCUCAGGCUGAACCGCAAGUUGAUAAACGUAAUGAUAAUAAAAGAACAAUUUCAGUAAGUAGUGUGACUUAUUUUUCAUUAAAAAAAAAUUGA
Molecule: messenger RNA, 1473 nt
Organism: Rotaria sordida
Lineage: Eukaryota; Metazoa; Rotifera; Eurotatoria; Philodinida; Philodinidae
Source: the annotation of a GenBank genome assembly